Messenger RNA from Diaporthe citri, 1137 nucleotides. RefSeq lists its product as uncharacterized. Gene Ontology annotation, cellular component: cytoplasm. Gene Ontology annotation, biological process: N-acetylneuraminate catabolic process; N-acetylglucosamine catabolic process; carbohydrate metabolic process. The transcript is spliced from 3 exons. NCBI's taxonomy places the organism in Eukaryota, Fungi, Ascomycota, Sordariomycetes, Diaporthales, Diaporthaceae. The record is from RefSeq and is a predicted model, not a curated record. Gene Ontology annotation, molecular function: glucosamine-6-phosphate deaminase activity; identical protein binding. The coding region runs from base 1 to 1137 and encodes 378 amino acids.
AUGAGAUUCAUCAUCCGCGACGACGCCGAGCAGGCCAGCGUCUACGUGGCGAAUUAUGUUGUUGAUCGCAUCAAGCACUUCAACCCAACCCCAUCUCACCCCUUCGUCCUUGGUCUGCCUACCGGCUCCAGCCCUCUCGGUGUCUACAAGGUCCUGGUUGAAAAGUACAAGGCUGGCGAGAUAUCCUUUGAGAAUAUCGUAACCUUCAACAUGGACGAAUAUAUCGGUAUCCCCCGUGACCACCCAGAAAGCUACCACUCCUUCAUGUGGAAAAACUUCUUCCAGCACGUGAACAUCAAGCCCGGCAACGUCAACAUCCUCAACGGGAAUGCUCCCAACCUUGAGGCCGAGUGCAUCGACUACGAGGCCAAGAUCAAGAGCGUGGGCGGGAUCGACCUCUUCCUCGCAGGCAUAGGCGAGGACGGCCACAUCGCCUUCAAUGAGCCCGGCUCCAGCUUGGCAUCCCGCACGCGCGUCAAGACACUGGCCUACGACACGAUCCUGGCCAAUUCGCGCUUCUUCGGGAACGACCUGGAGAAGGUGCCUAAGAUGGCUCUGACUGUGGGCGUGCAGACGGUGCUCGAGGCGCGCGAGGUCGUUGCUAUCAUCCUCGGCGCAAGAAAGGCCCUGGCGCUGCAGAAGUGCAUCGAGCAAGGGGUGAACCAUAUGUGGACGCUUUCGAGCCUGCAACUGCACCCUCACCCCAUGAUUGUGUGUGACGAGGAUGCUACAUUGGAGUUACAAGUCAAGACCGUGAAGUACUUCAAAUCUAUAGAGAAAGUGGCCACCAGCCAAGGCUUCGAGCAGAUCCUGCCAUCCUCGAUCCGCACCGGCCCCAAUGUUAAGAGCUUCAAGCCUAUCUCCGCCCAGCCAGUCCCCACUACCGUCAUCGACGAGGUCUCACCCCCUCUGUCGCCCAAAGAAUCGUCCCCGACGAUCCUCAGCCCUCAGCCCACAACAUCGAGGCUCCUGCGUGCUACGUCGCCAGCGAACGAGUACCCUGUGCGGUCUGUGUCCCCAGACUUCGAUCUGGUCCCAGACAGGAUGGCAGACCGCCUCCCAGAUCCGGGCUUCGCAAACAUGCGAUUGACCCCCAACCCUGAAGCGCAGAAUGCUAGGCAGGUUGGAGUUUACUAG